GCAACAGUUCCUGCUCCAUCACCAACCCCAUAAAUUCCCUUCUCUUAGCAUCAGCAGAGCUGCUCAGGAUGUGCUAAAAGACCUGGGUGGGGUAUAUAAGAUGACAGGAAGUCCACUCCGAGUACUCUGCUUCAGAUAAGAAGAGGUUCAAGCAAUCUUACACUUUCACCAUGGAGGACACAAGCACCAAGUCUGCAGUCACGAAGGAUGAGACCCAGAUGUGCCACGAUGCCCUUUCGCACCCUCCAAGUUACGGCUGGCAGCCCAGUCUCCUCUACAACCAGCACUUUGGCCUUCCUCCCUUCUUGGACUUCAGAGAUCUCAGCUGGAUAGAGAACAUUUUUAGGAAGCUACGGGCCUCCUCCUGGCCUGGAUACACCCAAGCAUCUGGAUUUGCCCCACAGCCAAGCCUGAAGACCCACAGAGAGGUGGGUGGAGGCGUUUCCGAGGUGUCGGUCCAGCGGAGCAGAUGGACUGUGAGUCUGGAUGUGAAUCAUUUUGCACCGUCAGAGAUUAUGGUGAGAACGCAGGGUGGCUUCCUGGAAAUUGAAGGAAAACACGAUGAGAGACAAGACGAACAUGGCUACAUCUCGAGAUGUUUCCUGAGGAAAUACAAGCUUCCUGCUGGAAUCAAAGCGGAGAGUAUUCACUCCUUUGUGACUGGAGAUGGAGUUCUUACCAUUGAAGCCACGUUACCCGACAUUGCACCACCAGCUGAUGUUAUAAUCCCAGUCCAGGUGGAAAUUGAGGCACCAGUUCUGGAAGACCAAAAGCACGAUGGCCACCAGCCUGGAGAGCCCAAGAUAGCAGACGUAGUCAUUCCUCCUGUAGAAAAACCUGAAGGCGACCCUUCAGGUGCUGCCGAUGAGAGGAGUCAUCACACAAACGGUCUACCUGAUGCACCGAAAAGUGUGGAGGGAGGAGAGGAAGCCAUGACGAGCCAGCAAGAUGGAGAAAGCAGGGAAGAAGAGAGUGUCGAAGUAGUUGAUUCAGCUGGAGCCACAGAAGAGGUGCUAGAUUCCCAACCUGAGGCUCCUGAAGCUCCAGACGCAGUGACAUCCGAGAGGGAACCAGAGACCCAGGGAAAGGAAGAGGACAAAGAGGUCCAGGAAGCAGAGCCAGAAGGAGAUCUGCCGAGUGCUGAUGCUGAGGGAGAACCUCCCGUCUCAGGGAGAACCCAGGAGGAGAUCCCAUCCAAGUUGGACGUCAAGGACAAACAGGCUGUAGAGCAAAUGGAGCAAAUCAAGUAGAUGAAGACGACUGCUUGGAGAGAUUGAUAAAAGUUCGCCACUCAUCCUUACUUCAGCCGAUUCAUUAACGUUAUCUGACAGGCAGUUUGCUGUAACAUGUAACUUUGA
Molecule: messenger RNA, 1358 nt
Organism: Neoarius graeffei (lesser salmon catfish)
Lineage: Eukaryota; Metazoa; Chordata; Actinopteri; Siluriformes; Ariidae
Product: heat shock protein 67B1
Exons: 5
Coding region: 171-1250 (359 amino acids)
Biological process (GO): response to heat; protein refolding
Molecular function (GO): protein folding chaperone
Source: RefSeq, a predicted model, not a curated record